This is a messenger RNA of Anoplopoma fimbria (sablefish), 2574 nucleotides long. RefSeq names its product DDHD domain containing 1b (gene ddhd1b). Gene Ontology annotation, cellular component: cytoplasm. The record is from RefSeq and is a predicted model, not a curated record. NCBI's taxonomy places the organism in Eukaryota, Metazoa, Chordata, Actinopteri, Perciformes, Anoplopomatidae. Gene Ontology annotation, molecular function: glycerophospholipase activity; metal ion binding.
AUGAGCAGUAUGAAGGAUAAACCGACUAUCCGCCAACAGAGCUCGGAAAAUAACUCAGUCAGCAGUAGUGAAUGGGAUAUGGCAAAUGAUGUGUUUGUGUCCGGCUACGACGACAAUCCGGUCGGAGAUGAUGUUGUUGCUGGGGACAGGGACCUAGAGCCCGGCUUGGACAGACACCUGCCGCUGUUGUCCCAGGAUGGCAUGAUGCUGGGCCUGGCUGUGGAGGAAUAUUCGGUUCAAUCGUAUCUGGAAAUUGAUCCAAACUACACCGAAAGUGACGGGAAUGUCACAAGCAAGAAGCGCAUUCGGUCCAAUAGCUCCAGGCACCGCGGUGAGAUCGUCACGGAGCUGGGACCAGAGGAGGUCCGGUGGUUCUACAAAGAGGACAAGCGGACGUGGAAGCCAUUCGUCGGACACGACUCUUUAAAAAUCGAGGUCGUCUUUAGGAGAUUUAGUGAACAGAACCCUGACAAGAGCAAACGCCCCGUUGAUCCCGCCGAGGCCGAGGGGAGGGAGGCAGUCAAGUCCGACGAGAUCCAGCCUGAGAGCGGAGCGGUGGACGGUGGAAGUGAACGGGCGGAGUCGACGGUGCAGCGCGGCGGAGGGCAGGGGCUCUCGGUGUCAGAGGAGAUCAGGGACCCGGACGACACGAGCAUCAGCGUGGAGGCAGUGUGUGUCAGAGGGGGGCUCUAUGAAGUGGAUGUCAGGGAGAAGGAAUGCUACCCCGUUUACUGGAACCAACAAGACCGUAUUCCUGUGAUGAGGGGUCAGUGGUUCAUUGAUGGAACGUGGCUUCCCCUUGAGGAGGACGAGAGUGACCACAUCGAGAUGGAGCACCUCGCCCGUUUCCGGGGGCAACAGAUGAGGGACACCUACGAGAUGGAGGUGGUGACCGCCACAGUGGACAGCAAGGAUGCCAUCCACAGUCUGAAGCUGAGCCGGAGUCAUGUGGACUGGCACAGUGUGGACGAGGUGUACCUGUACAGCGAUGCCACCACCUCCAAGAUCGCACGUACUGUCACUCAGAAAUUGGGCUUCUCUAAAGCCUCCAGCAGCGGUACACGUCUCCAUCGGGGUUAUGUAGAAGAGGCAGCACCUGAGGACACCCCACCUGAAACCACGCACAUUGUCUUUGUGGUGCAUGGUAUCGGCCAGAAGAUGGACCAGGGCCGCAUCAUCAGGAACACCAGCAUGAUGAGAGACGCCGCCAGAAAGAUGGAGGAGAAGCACUUCUCUGAUCGCACCACAGAGCAUGUAGAGUUCCUUCCUGUGGAGUGGAGGUCAAAACUGGCUCUGGAUGGAGACACGGUAGACUCCAUCACCCCAGACAAAGUGAGAGGUCUCAGAGACAUGCUGAACAGCAGCGCCAUGGACAUCAUGUACUACACCAGCCCUCUGUACAGAGAUGAGAUUACCAGGGGUUUGACUCUGGAGCUGAAUCGUCUGUACUCACUCUUCUGCUCACGAAAUCCAGACUUUGAGAAAAAUGGGAAGGUGUCCAUAGUAUCACACUCUCUGGGCUGCGUCAUCACCUUCGACAUCAUGACGGGCUGGGACCCGGUGCGCUUCCAUCAUCAAGAAGCACCAGACCCAGAGGAAACAAAAGUUUGCUGGCCGAGUGAUGAGGAGCGUCACCUUCAGGAGCACCUGAGACUCACACGCCUCAGGUUGAGGGACUUGGAGGAUCAGUUCCAGGGUCUGCGCACCUCGAUUUGUGCAAUGCCGGCGUUGAAAUUCCAGGUAGAAAAUUUCUUCUGCAUGGGCUCUCCCCUGGCUGUUUUCUUGGCGUUGCGAGUCCGGCCUGGAAACGAUGGUGUGCAGGGCCAUAUCCUUCCCACAUCUAUCUGCAAACGCCUCUUCAACAUAUUCCAUCCCACAGACCCUGUGGCAUACAGAUUGGAGCCUCUUAUCUUAAAGCACUACAGUAACAUUGCACCUGUUCAAAUCCACUGGUACAACACCACCAGCCCAACACCGUACGAUCAGAUCCGGCUCACACUGCUCAACCCCCCGAAGGAGACCGCAUCUGUCUCGGACUCAGAGAGCCUCCCCAGCCCCUGCACCUCCCCACCCCAGGCCAGACGCCACUAUGGAGAGUCCAUCACCAGCCUUGGUAAAGCCAGCAUCAUGGGUGCUGCCAGUCUUGGAAAGGGAAUCGGAGGAAUCCUGUUUUCCCGCUUUUCCCGUUCUAGUGGCCAGGUGGGAGGAGUUGAGGAGGAGCCAUCAGAUUCUGAGGGCGGGGCCACUGAAGUUGAAAAUGUUACAUCAGGAGAGGAAGGAGUAACAGUGGCAGAGAGCGAAGAAAAGGACAAAGAACUAGAGGAGGGGAGGACAGAGGUGGAGCCUGCCAUGUCCCAGUCCACCUCAGCUGUCAUGGACAACACCUCGUUGGAACUGGAGAGACGCAUCGACUUUGAGCUGCGGGAGGGCUUGGUGGAGAGCCGCUAUUGGUCAGCAGUGACCUCACACACGGCCUAUUGGUGCUCUUAUGAUGUGGCGCUGUUCCUCCUCACCUUCAUGUACAGACCACAAGAGCCUCUUGAACCUGCAGAAGACAACCCAGAGACCUCAUAA